CUGCGCAUGCGCACACACUUUGUAGGUUCUUCCUCCAAGUUAAGUAUGGUGGGCAGCGCGCGCCUGGCUCUUCUAGGUUAGAUAAAGUCACUUCGAAAGCCGCACACAAGUUUAAAAGGUUGACAGAAAAUUCAUGGAAGAUACUGGCCUGCAACUCUCAGACGACACCAUUACUGGAAUGCUGGACACUGAGUCCCCUGUCAUGGAGAGCAAUGGGGAUGCCUUUCUUCCUGACCUUCCUGUUCUAGGACAAACUGCUGACUGGUCCCCGGACCAGGUUGCUCCAGAACCACUUACCAAUAUCUUGCCUGAAGACUCAGAUGCAUCCCAGGAUGCUCCAGAGCAACCACAUGAGCAGACAAAUUCCACAGAGCUGGGAUCUGUGGAGAAGGCUGUGGAGCAAUUUCAGCUUGCCAGUGCUCAGCUCUUCCAAGAAGAGCAGCCACCACCACCACCACCUCCACCACCACAGCCUGCAGAAGAGCCACCAGAACCCAAAGCAGAGUCUGGAGAGUCUGAACAGUCUGAACAACACAGCGAGGAAAUGAGUAUAGAGCCAGAAGCUGCUGUGCAGGAUGGCAGUCAAGAAGGGACUGAGGCACCACAGGUGGCAGAGGAUGGUAUGGAACUGGAGGAACCACCCAAAGAUGCAACAGAAGAGUCGGCUGUUCCUGCAGAGCCAGAGCCUGAGCCACCCAGUGAGUUUGAAAAACUCUACAAAGGAUGUGAGGAUAACCCAGAAGACUUCAAUGGUUGGGUCUACCUGCUGCAGUAUGUGGAACAAGAGAAUGCCCUUCCAGCUGUGAGACAAUCAUUUGAUGUAUUCUUCCUGCGUUAUCCAUACUGCUAUGGCUACUGGAAGAAGUAUGCUGAUAUUGAGAAAAAGCACGGGAAUAUACAGGUUGCAGAAGAGGUAUACAGAAGAGGCUUGCAGGCCAUCCCUCUCAGCGUGGAUCUGUGGCUGCAUUACCUGACCUUCAUCAAAGAGAACUCAGACCUGACAGACCCAGAGGCAGAGGGACGCAUUCGAGCUGCCUAUGAACAUGCAGUGCUUGCAGCAGGCACAGACUUCCGCUCAGACCGUCUGUGGGAGGCCUUCAUCACCUGGGAGACAGAGCAGGACAAGCUGGCUAACGUCACCGCCAUCUAUGACCGCAUCUUGGGCAUCCCGACCCAACUGUAUUCCCAGCAUUUCCAGAGGUUCAAAGAUCACGUGCAGAACAACCACCCUAAACACUUCCUGUCAGAAGAGGAGUUUGUUCAGCUGAGACUGGAGCUGUCUAAAGCCAGCCUGUCUGCGAUGAUCGGCGAGGACGCAGAGACACCUGUUCCUCAGGACGACCUGCCACCUGGUACAGAGGAUCUUGCGGACCCUGCCAAGAGAGUGACAGAGAUCGAGAAUAUGCGCCACAAGGUGAUCGAGGUUCGGCAGGAAGUGUUCAACCACAACGAACAUGAAGUCAGCAAGCGCUGGGCCUUUGAGGAAGGGAUCAAGAGACCAUACUUCCAUGUCAAAGCUUUAGAGAAGACCCAGCUAAACAACUGGAAGGAGUACCUGGACUUUGAAAUUGAAAACGGGACGCCGGAGCGCGUGGUUGUUCUUUUUGAAAGAUGCCUCAUCGCCUGUGCACUCUACGAGGAGUUCUGGACCAAGUAUGCAAAAUAUCUAGAGGCCUACAGCACUGAUGGUGUGAGACAUGUCUACAAGAAAGCGUGUUCCAUCCAUAUGCCCAAGAAACCAGCCAUCCACCUGCUGUGGGCAGCCUUUGAGGAGCAGCAAGGUAAUGUAGAGGAGGCUCGCAGCAUCCUGAAGUCCCUGGAAGCAGGAGUCCCAGGUCUGGCCAUGGUGCGUCUUCGGAGGGUCAGUCUAGAGCGUCGCCACGGUAACUUGGAGGAAGCGGAAGCCCUGCUACGGGAGGCCAUGGAGUCUGCGAAGAAUGCUACCGAGACAUCGUUCUAUGCCGUGAAGUUGGCCAGGCAGAUGAUGAAGGUGCAGAGAAGUCUGAGCAAGGCCCGGAAGGUGCUCUUGGAUGCUAUUGAGAAAGACCAGACAAGCCCAAAGCUCUAUCUAAACCUUCUUGAGCUGGAGUACAGUGGAGAUGUGACACAAAAUGAGGUUGAGAUCUUGGCUUGUUUCGACCGGGCCCUCAAGAGCCAGAUGCCGAUUGAAUCCCGCCUCCUCUUCUGCCAGCGCAAGGUUGAGUUCCUCGAGGACUUCGGCAGCGACAUCAACGUGCUUGUUGCUGCUUAUGAAGAAAAUCAGAAACUACAGAAAGAAAAUGAACCCUCUAAGAGGAAGGCCGAGAACGGAUAUGACAGCUCUCAGGAGCCUGACUCCAAGAGACAACGUGUGGACGACAGUUCUGCAGCAGUGGCAAACGCAGCGACAGACGCACAGGCAAACAACACUGCAUACAACAACUGGUACCAGUACGGAGCUUGGGGACAAAACUCCUGGGGACAGUACAACCAAUAUGCCCAGUAUAACCAGUACUACCCUCCACCUCCAACAUGAUGGACAAAAUCCUCACAUGAAGAUGGAGACUCAGAGGAAAGCAUCCUUUCUGACCUGCCUACAUCUCUUAACAGGGCUAUUUAACAUGGUGUCAUGGAGAUUUCAGUCCGAUCACAGCAGCUGAUUUGUUCCUUCUUUCUGGUUUAAAGUGUUCUAAUCAGUUAAAAUUUGUAGCCAUCGGUUGGAUUAUUAAUAAACUUGGCCCUCCAUGACAGUCAUGUUGAUCAGUCAUGUUUAAAAAAACAAAACAAAAACAAACCAUUAAUUGGUACAUUCGUCAUCUCCAACACUGGCUGCUUUUUGGGUUCUUUAAUGCAUGUUAUUUGUGACGGCAGAUAUAUUUUUUCUUGUGUGAUUAAAGCUUUUUAAUUUUUAGAUUGGAUGACUUAGUUUGGUCUCUUUUCUUUGUGUUCAUUUAAACUUGUAAAGGAGGCAUUCGUUGAUGUACCUCUGAGUUGUUUUCUCUCUCAAACUGAAAGAUUUUUAAUAUUACAUGGGUAUGUUUCCACAAACAAAAUGAAGAGUUCCUCCUUUUUUAUUUUGACUUGAUUUCAUAAUAAAGAGAUUGAUAUCC
Centropristis striata (black sea bass) is the source of this 3089-nucleotide messenger RNA. It is a transcript of the gene prpf39, whose product is annotated as PRP39 pre-mRNA processing factor 39 homolog (yeast). Gene Ontology annotation, molecular function: protein binding. Gene Ontology annotation, cellular component: commitment complex; U2-type prespliceosome; U1 snRNP. The record is from RefSeq and is a predicted model, not a curated record. Lineage: Eukaryota; Metazoa; Chordata; Actinopteri; Perciformes; Serranidae. The transcript is spliced from 15 exons. The coding region runs from base 134 to 2515 and encodes 793 amino acids. Gene Ontology annotation, biological process: RNA processing; mRNA 5'-splice site recognition.